AUGCUAUCAUUAUUUGCCCCCAACACACGGGUGAUCCUUCAGGGUCUGAACAGCAAGCCGGAAUGGAAUGGUACCAAAGGCACUGUCCAAAAAGGCAAGUUGUCGGAUCCUCAUCAGAGAGCCAUUCAUGUCGAUGCCGCCGACAAGACAGUCGCCAUUAAGGUAUUCAACAUGAAAUAUGAAGAUGCCACACUGGAAUACAAGCAUCGCUUGCAGGACAAUGUCAACGAGGCAGUGAGGAUUCAGAAGGAGAAGAAUAGUAGUCAAGAAGCGAUUCAAAAGCUCCGAGAGAAUCUCCAAGAGGCCGAAGAACUCAUGAGACGGCUCCCAGAAAUGGACGACGGAGUGGCAGUGCCACCGUAUACCCACAUGGCAUGUGCGCGUCGAGCUUCCCAGCAAUUCUCGCAAGACGACUGCGUGCCUCCGUCUGAAAUGACAUGCCAUGCCCACGGCUUUUUAAAGCUCACCCGUACAGCGUUGGGAGAAGCAUUGGAGGCAGCCGAACAAUUUGAGGAAGCAUUGCCCCUCUAUCAUGCGCUAGUCGAACAGGCUAAACAAAUGCGCCAGGAUAUUUGGCAAGACAAUAGCGAACUGCACUUGUACAUGAACUCGUUGGCAUUGUGCUACAAGCGGGCAGGACAAAUCCCAGAGGCCAUCAAAUGGUACCAAGCGACUCUACAAAAGAUGGAGGAAGAAGGCGGUAGUCCCCACAGGGGCACGGUCGAGCACAAUUUGAAAUGUCUAGUAGAGAAUAAUGAGGAGGAGGAUAUCAGCAACUUUCAAUCGAUUGAUCCAGUCCAUGCAGAUGCUGUCAAUGACAUGGAGGCAUUGGCCAAUGCCCCUCUGUUUGAACAAAUUUUGGCGCAAGCCAUGCGCUGUGGUAUGGAAGGCGACAUGGAUCGUAAAAUGGAGUUGAUUCACCAGGCUAUUGCGGUGAGCCCAGAGGAUCCACGAGGACACUACAAUCUCGCCGUGCAAUAUAUGAGAGCAGAAGAGUAUGAAAAUGCCACCGUUUCAUUUAUGAGAGCCAUGAAGUGCGUGGAUAUUGAGCAGCAUAGAGGCAUGGAGGAACUUUGGGCCAGGUCGGCUGCCAAUGUCUUUCUCUGUUUUGACCACUCCCUCGUGGAUUCACUACCAAAACCGGACUGGAUGUGCCAUGCACAGAAAAUGAUGCAGGCAGGUCUUCGAGCCGCAAAAGGUGCGCCUGACUUUAAUGAAGCCUGGAAUAUGCUCGGCAGUGCUAUUGAAGAGGGCCCGAAUCCAGCAGCCGCCAUCAAAUGUUUUGAUCAAGCAGCGCAGGUAUCGGAAACAGAAAUGAACCGUCGCAAGUACUUCAUCAAAGCGCGAGAAUUGGAACAAAGGCUGUCCUGA
Molecule: messenger RNA, 1371 nt
Organism: Seminavis robusta
Lineage: Eukaryota; Bacillariophyta; Bacillariophyceae; Naviculales; Naviculaceae
Source: the annotation of a GenBank genome assembly